ACGUCACAUCCGCUCCCGCAUUAACCAUCCACAAAUAAGUCAACUAUGCAGCGAGUAUAAAAAUAGAAAGCUUGUGUUCAUCUUGGCACAGUUAAUUUAGUUAGCGGUCGGCCGAAAAAAACGUUGAAUUUUCAUGAAAACGGGCAGGGAACGCGAUUCAACAGUAAAUCGAUCCUCCGCAGGGUGGCGGUAAGAAAUAUCGGCGCCAUAUUGAAGAGAGAAGAACCGGAGCACUUUGUUUCUUCACCAUGGAGGUUCCUGGACCCGACAGCGACUGGAGGAGUCCUCAGUUCCGACAGAAAGUGGUCACUCAGAUUGAAGACGCCAUGAGGAAAGCAGGCACCGGGCACAACAAGUCCAGCAACGACAUGGAAAACCACGUUUACAUCAAGGCCAAGUCCAGAGAGGAGUAUUUGUCCCUGGUGGCCAGACUCAUCAUCCACUACCGAGACAUCCACAAGAAGACGCUGGGCGGUCCGGAUCCCAUGAAUGCCCUGACUAAUCUGACGGGGGGCCCGGGCGCCAUUGGCAUGGGGUCUCACCCCCCCGGUACCCCGGUGGGGGGCAUGGGGGCCAUGGGGCCCAUGCAGAUUGGCCAGCAUGCCAUGGCGGGGGUGUCUGGAAACCCACAAGCCUUGGGUGGUCCGGCCCAGUUGGCCAUUCAGCAGUCCCUCCAGUACCAGCAGUUCCAGGCGCAGCAACAGCAGCAGCAGCAGUUCCAGGCGCAGCAGCAGCAGAUGAGGGCUCAGCAGCAGAUGCACCAGAACCAGCAGGCCCAGAACCAGCAGCAACAGAACCAGAUGCAUCAGUCCAGGCUCCAGCAGCAGCAGCAGCAGCAGCAGAUGGUGCAGUUGCAGCUGCAGCAGCACGCCCAGGCCCAGUCCAUCCAGCACAUAGUCCAGCAGAACCAGCCCAUGCAGAACCAGACCAUGCAGCAGCAGCAGCAGCAGCAGCAGCAGCAGCAGGCCGCCAUGACACCACAGAUGUCUGCUCAGCACGUCCCCAUCACCUCCAUCAACCAGCAGCACCACUUCAAGAUACAAGCUCUGCAGGCCCGUGCAGCGCUGCAGCAGCAGCAGCAGCAGCAGCAGCAGGCAGCGGCGCAAGCCCAAAUGGCGGCCACAUCAGGACAGCUGGUGCGACCCAGCAUGCAGAUCCCGGCCCGCCUGCCCCGGCCCACUCUGGCCCCGUCUGGCCCGCCCUCCACUCCCGCUGUGACGGGCCCGCCCAUGACGCAGCAGGUGCAGCAGCACGCCAUGAUGUCGUCGCCUUCGCCGGUGCAGGUCCAGAAUCCGCAGUCCAUGCCUCCUCCCCCGCAGCCCUCCCCCCAGCCCCCCGCCUCCCAGCCCAACUCUGUCAGCUCGGGCCCCACGCCAUCGCCGGGAGGGUUCCAGCCCAGCCCGUCGCCCCAGCCCUCGCAAAGUCCGUCCACCGCCAGGACCCCCCAGAAUUACGGCGUCCCCUCUCCGGGCCCGCUCAGCACUCCAGGAAACCCCACCUCCGUGAUGAGUCCGGCGGGCGCAGCGUCCCAGGAGGACCAGCAGUACAUGGAGAAGCUGAAACAACUGUCCAAAUACAUCGAGCCUCUCCGCAGGAUGAUCAACAAGAUCGACAAAAACGAAGAGCGCAAGAAGGACCUCAGCAAGAUGAAAUCUCUCCUCAACAUCCUGACUGACCCCAACACCAGGUGUCCUCUGAAGACGCUGCAGAAGUGUGAGAUCGCUCUGGAGAAGUUGAAGAACGACAUGGCCGUGCCGACGCCCCCUCCCCCGCUGGCCACCAAGCAGCAGUACCUGUGUCAGCCUCUGCUGGACGCCGUCAUGGCCAACCUGCGCUCGCCCGUCUUCAACCACUCGCUGCACCGCACCUUUGCCCCCGCCAUGACGGCCAUUCACGGCCCACCAAUCGUCGGCCCCAACGUGGCGGUACGAAAGAGGAAGCAGGACGACGACGAGCGCCAAACGGUGCCCAACAUCCUGCAGGGGGAGGUAGCUCGCCUGGACAUCAAGUUCCUGGUCCACCUGGACCCGGCCCACUGCAGCAACAACGGGACCGUGCACCUGCUCUGCCGACUGGAGGACAAGAACCUCCCCAGCGUGCCUCCUCUGCAGCUCAGCGUGCCCGCCGACUACCCCGACCAGAGUCCACACUGGGCUGACGACGGCGAGCAGUAUGGCGCCAACAACUUCCUGCAGACGGUGCACAGCAACAUGGCGUCCAAGCUGCUGCAGCUGCCCGACAAACACUCGCUGACCGAGGUACUCAACACCUGGGCGCACAGCGUGCGGCAGGCCUGUCUGCUGGCCGCCUAAGCCCCGCCCACUUUGUCUUUUCUCACUUGAAUAAAGGUUGACUUCAAA
Messenger RNA from Nerophis ophidion (straightnose pipefish), 2360 nucleotides. RefSeq names its product mediator complex subunit 15 (gene med15). Gene Ontology annotation, biological process: regulation of DNA-templated transcription. Lineage: Eukaryota; Metazoa; Chordata; Actinopteri; Syngnathiformes; Syngnathidae. Bases 249 to 2312 code for a protein of 687 amino acids. The record is from RefSeq and is a predicted model, not a curated record. Gene Ontology annotation, molecular function: transcription coregulator activity. The transcript has 18 exons.